Amborella trichopoda is the source of this 2232-nucleotide messenger RNA. The record is from RefSeq and is a predicted model, not a curated record. Lineage: Eukaryota; Viridiplantae; Streptophyta; Magnoliopsida; Amborellales; Amborellaceae.
CCUCCUUAUAUUGAAGCCUCAACAUUUCCUUUGCGAUCAUUUUGUGAAGGCCGUUUCCGCCAUUAAAGAGCUUUAUACAAACUAAGGUUUACCCAUAGAGAAAGACCAAGAAGCUUGCUUUAUUUUUGCAAGAGCGGAAAAACAUGCUACAAAAGUAAAGGUUGGCUUUUGCUUUGGCGAACUGUAAAGAAAAAGGAUUGAGCUUCCAUAUAUUGAGGGACUUAAAGAAGUUUUUUCAGCGUUGAUGAUAUGAAUGUCUCUUGGAACCCUCAUCUUGAGUUAUUCAACUUCAAUGAGGCAGACAUGAAUGUCUCUCGGAACCCUCAUCUUGAGUUAUUCAACUCCAAUGAGGCAACUGUCUUUUCCAGAUACAACUCAAGCCCUCAGAACUUUGUAAAAGUUGAUGACUUCUUCAACUUCAAUGAGGCAUCUAGUGAUUCUACCAAUUCCAAAUACAACUCAGAUGAGUUGUUCAACUUCAAUGAGGCAUCUCGUGAUUCCACCAAGACAAUAAGUGAUGAUAUCACAAACCAUAAAUGGUUGUCUUGCUUCAUAGAAGAUGUGUACUUUAGGUCCUCAGAGUCCCUUGCUAAAGUACAGGCUAGCACCCCAUUGAAGCAAGAACAAGUAACAAGCUCCAUGUUAGAUAAAAGGGUGGAGAUUUGGAGACAGUCCAGCACCCCAUUAGAACAAGUAACAAGCUCCAUGUUAGAUAAAAAGGUGGAGAUUUGGAGACAGUCCAGCACCCCAUUAAUGCAAGAAGUUGAGAAAGAACAAGUAACAGGCUCCAUGUUAGAUAAAGAAGUUGAGAAAGAACAAGUAACAGGCUCCAUGUUAGAUAAAAAAGUUGAGAAAGAACAAGUAACAGGCUCCAUGUUCGAUAAAGAAAUGAAGAAUUGGAUACUGCCCAGCACCCCAUUAAGGCAAAAACAAGUAAGAGGAUCCAUGUUAGAUAAAAAAGUGGAGAUUUGGAGCUCAGAUAAUGAGCCCACCUCUGUUCUUGAUGCAAAAUUUUCCGACGAUUCUCCUUCCCAUGAAAACACCUCGAGCGAGAUGGAGAUUUGGAGAGCAGACAAUGAACCCACCUCAGUUCUUAAUGCAAAAUUUUCCAAUGAUACAACCCAUGAAAACACUUUGAGAGAUAUGGAUCUUGAAGACAACUUCAGCUCCAUGACUGAUCCAAUCUAUUCAGAGCCUACCCAUCACAAGACACUUCAAGUGGAGGAUACAAACAUCAUCACCACCUGCAAGUUUGAGAAAGACUUUUCUGAAAUCCCCCGUGAGAAAUCUCUGAGAUUGAUGAGUGGAAUUGAUAGCUUCUCCACUGUGAUUGAUCCAAACCCUAACGAUAUCGAACCUACAAGCCAAUUCAUAGUUAAAAAUUCAGAAUCCCCAGAUUACAAGACCUUGAAUUUGAAGUCCACAGAUAGCAAUGACGCCUGGGAUUUUAACGUUCCCUUUCCAGAAAUCCCAGAUGCAAAGACUUUGCGAUCAAUUGCUCAAGAUUAUCGCUCGUCCACUAUGUUUGAUACACCAUAUCCAAAACGAAGUAGAAGUAGAAGAAAACCAAGAAAGUUUUGGCAUCUGCUUGUUCCAAACACUUCAAAGAAGCAACGUCAAUUCAGAGACAGACUCAAUAAACUCUCAAUAUCUCAAAUUAUGAUUUCGGGGGAAUCAUCAAGGUUUGUAAGGAGAUGCAUGCAUUGCUUCACAGAGAAGACCCCUCAGUGGAGGAAGGGCCCUCGUGGGCCAAAGACUCUUUGCAAUGCAUGUGGCGUUCGGUACAUGUCCGGUAGGCUCCUACCUGAAUACCGACCAGCAGAUAGUCCUACUUUUGUUCCUUCUCAACAUUCAAAUUCCCAUAGAAAGGUGAUCCAGAUGAGUAGUCGGAAACCAAGAAAAUUUUGGCAUCUGCUUGAUGCAAACACUUCAAAGAAGCAACGUCAAUUCAGAGACAGACUCAAUAAACUCUCAAUAUCUCAAAUUAUGAUUUCGGGGGAGUCAUCAAGAUUUGUAAGGAGAUGCAUGCAUUGCUUCACAGAGAAGACCCCUCAGUGGAGGAAGGGGCCUCAAGGGCCAAAGACUCUUUGCAAUGCGUGUGGUGUUCGGUACAUGUCUGGUAGGCUCCUACCUGAAUACCGACCAGGAGAUAGUCCUACUUUUGUUCCUUCCCAACAUUCCAAUUCCCAUAGAAAGGUGAUCCAGAUGAGGCAAAGAAGGGGAAUACAUUAG